Molecule: messenger RNA, 639 nt
Organism: Miscanthus lutarioriparius
Lineage: Eukaryota; Viridiplantae; Streptophyta; Magnoliopsida; Poales; Poaceae
Source: the annotation of a GenBank genome assembly
AUGUGUGCUCCACACAUACCUUUCUUUGAGACCUUGCAGAAUGAAGUCUGCAUGCUUAUGCUGAAAGCUGAUCCUGAAGCAGCAAAUGAUACUUAUAACCUUCAUAAGCAAACCAAGGAUCAAGUAACUUCUGAAUCAAGGAAGGAUAUAAAGACAUUGACUCAGACAUAUACAAGCUACACUUCUUUAGUGGCAAUCCUCAUUGCAACAAUCACCUUUGCUGCUGCUUUCACCUUGCCUGGAGGAUAUAGCAAUGAUGCUGGAAGUGAGGGGCUACCCAUCAUGGCAAGAAAGAUUGCAUUCCAGGCAUUCUUGAUCUCUGAUUCCUUGGCAAUGUUCUCCUCGCUGGCUGUUGCUUUCAUAUCCAUAAUAGCAAGAUGGGAGGACUUUGAGUUUUUGCUUCAUUACAGAUCCUUUACUAAGAAACUUAUGUGGGUUGGCUACAUAGCAACCACCACAGCAUUUGCAACAGGUCUAUACACAGUUUUAGCCCCUCGCCUCCUAUGGUUGGCCAUAACAAUUUGCCUUAUGUCGGUUCUACUGCCCGUUCUUACGAAGCUACUAGGUGACUGGCCUGUCUUGAAGCUUAGAAUUCAUCUGGGCAAAACAUUCAAGCCAGAGCUCCUUGAUAUGGUUUGA